AUGACUGGGGAACGCAGCAACGCAACAAUUACAAAGUUCAUUCUCUUGGGAUUCUCUGAAUUUCCAAAACUCACCAUUGUCCUCUUUUCAAUAUUCCUAGGGAUCUACUUCAUGACAGUGACCUGGAAUGUGAGUCUCAUUGUCCUCAUCAGGGUGGACUCGCAUCUACAUACACCCAUGUACUUUUUCCUCAGUAACCUGUCCUUUCUGGACAUCUGCUAUGUUUCCACUAUAACCCCCAAGAUGCUCUCAGACUUCUUCAAGAAGCAUAAGUCCAUUUCCUUUUUGGGGUGCACCUUGCAGUACUUCAUCUUCUCCAGCCUGGGUCUGACGGAGUGCUGUCUUCUGGCAGCCAUGGCUUAUGAUCGAUACGCUGCCAUUUGUAACCCUCUGCUCUACACGGCCAUCAUGUCCCCCACCCUCUGUGUGCAGCUGGUGGCAGGAUCUUGUAUCACCGGAUUCCUUGGCUCACUUAUUCAACUGUGUGCCUUACUUCAGCUCCAUUUCUGUGGGCCAAAUGUUAUCAACCAUUUCUUCUGUGACCUGCCCCAGCUGCUGAUCCUAUCUUGCUCUGACAUCUUUUUCUUUCAAGUCUUGAUCUCUGUGCUCACAGUGAUCUUCGGACUCGCAUCUGUCCUGGUUAUCAUGAUAUCCUAUGGUUACAUUGUCGCCACCAUCCUGAAGAUCACGUCGGCUGAAGGCAGGUCCAAAGCUUUCAACACCUGUGCUUCUCAUCUGACAGCAGUGACCCUUUUUUUUGGCUCAGGAAUCUUUGUUUAUAUGUAUCCUAACUCUGAUGAUUCCCUGAGCCAAAACAAGUUGGCCUCGGUCUUAUACACAGUCAUAAUCCCCAUGCUGAAUCCACUGAUCUACAGCCUGAGGAACAAGGAAAUUAAAGAUGCUCUAAGCAGAUGGAGGAAGCGAAUCUUCUUCUGGUGUUACUAA
Otolemur garnettii (small-eared galago) is the source of this 945-nucleotide messenger RNA. Its product is annotated as olfactory receptor 1440-like. Bases 1 to 945 code for a protein of 314 amino acids. Gene Ontology annotation, biological process: sensory perception of smell; G protein-coupled receptor signaling pathway. Gene Ontology annotation, molecular function: odorant binding; G protein-coupled receptor activity; olfactory receptor activity. The record is from RefSeq and is a predicted model, not a curated record. Lineage: Eukaryota; Metazoa; Chordata; Mammalia; Primates; Galagidae. The transcript has a single exon. Gene Ontology annotation, cellular component: membrane.